AUGGCAGACAGAGGCGGUGCUGCUCCAGGCGGAGUUCGCGGUGGUUUCGGUUCGCGCGGCGACCGUGGCGGUGGAGACCGUGGACGCGGUGGACGUGGUCGUGGACGUCCGCGCCGUGGUGGUGCGAAGAGCGACGAGAAGGAGUGGCAGCCAGUCACCAAGCUCGGUCGUCUCGUGAAGGCCGGCAAGAUCAAGAGCAUGGAGGAGAUCUACCUCCACUCCCUGCCAAUCAAGGAGUACCAGAUCGUCGACUUCUUCCUGCCAAAGCUCAAGGACGAGGUCAUGAAGAUCAAGCCUGUCCAGAAGCAGACCCGUGCCGGUCAGCGCACCCGUUUCAAGGCCAUCGUGGUCAUUGGUGACGGCGAGGGCCACAUCGGUCUUGGCAUCAAGACCUCCAAGGAAGUCGCAACUGCCAUCCGUGCCGCCAUCAUCAUCGCGAAGCUCUCCGUCGUCCCAAUCCGACGUGGCUACUGGGGUACCAACCUUGGUGAGCCUCACUCCAUUCCAGUCAAGGAGUCCGGCAAGUGUGGUUCCGUCACCGUUCGUCUCAUCCCAGCCCCACGUGGUACUGGUCUGGUCGCCUCGCCAGCUGUCAAGCGUCUGUUGCAGCUCGCUGGUGUCAACGACAUCUACACCGCCUCCUCCGGUUCCACCAAGACCCUCGAGAACACCCUCAAGGCCACCUUCACUGCCAUCACCAACACCUACGGCUUCCUCACUCCUAACCUCUGGAAGGAGACCAAGCUCGUCCGCUCCCCACUGGAGGAGUAUUCUGACGUCCUCCGUGAGGGCAAGCGCUACUAG
Molecule: messenger RNA, 804 nt
Organism: Fulvia fulva
Lineage: Eukaryota; Fungi; Ascomycota; Dothideomycetes; Mycosphaerellales; Mycosphaerellaceae
Product: 40S ribosomal protein S2
Exons: 3
Coding region: 1-804 (267 amino acids)
Biological process (GO): translation
Cellular component (GO): ribosome; cytosolic small ribosomal subunit
Molecular function (GO): RNA binding; structural constituent of ribosome
Source: RefSeq, a predicted model, not a curated record